Messenger RNA from Williopsis jadinii, 2590 nucleotides. RefSeq names its product polo kinase CDC5 (gene CDC5). Gene Ontology annotation, cellular component: centrosome; spindle pole; nucleus. The record is from RefSeq and is a predicted model, not a curated record. NCBI's taxonomy places the organism in Eukaryota, Fungi, Ascomycota, Saccharomycetes, Phaffomycetales, Wickerhamomycetaceae. Gene Ontology annotation, molecular function: protein kinase activity; protein binding; ATP binding. Gene Ontology annotation, biological process: regulation of protein localization to mitotic spindle pole body; protein phosphorylation; mitotic cell cycle. The coding region runs from base 387 to 2456 and encodes 689 amino acids. The transcript has a single exon.
ACUCUUUGCACCAUAUCCAAUCACUUGGAUUAAACAUUCCAUCACCUGGCACAUCCAUCUGCUACAAGCUUCAAGCAUCAUAUCGUCAAGUUCAAGCUAACUGGUUGAACGAAUUUUUUUGCUGUUGCUUUUUCCUUCUUUUAGUCCAACUCCCAUUCACUUAGUUAAAGGGUUUUUGUGGUCAAGGUCUGUUAUCUGAUUUUGUGAUAUCAAUACAGAGCCCUCACCUAUACAUCCCCUUUCCAUCUCUGCAUCGUCCAGCCCUUUGCACUGUUUGUUGUUGUUGUUGUUGCUGCUGCUGCUGCUCAACGUUUGACAAUUGGACAUAUCUCCAUUGCAUUCCAUCAAACCCUACUUAAUUUAAACCAUUACUUAUAGAACGGACCAUGGCAUCAGCUAGAGGACAGCCGUUACAGGCACUCGGCGAGCGAGAGCUCAACUCGAGAGCACAGAUAACGCCAUUGAAGUCGACCAGGAAAUUGGAGGCUGACGUUUAUGAGGUCAAGGCACCAAAGGAGAGUGUUCCAAAGGAGAAGCCAAAGAAGAAGAAAGAGAAGCUUUCCGCCCUAUGUAAAACACCACCUUCAUUGAUCAAGACAAGAACAGGAAAGGACUACAGAAGAGGUCUAUUCUUGGGCGAAGGUGGAUUUGCAAGAUGCUUCCAGAUCAAGGACGAUAGCGGUCAGUUGUACGCCGCUAAGACCGUUGCAAAGGCAUCUAUCAAAAAUGACAAGACAAAGACCAAGUUGCUUGCUGAAAUCAAGAUCCACAAGUCUAUGCACCACCCAAGCAUUGUCCAAUUUAUAGAUUGUUUCGAAGACGACAUCAACGUUUACAUUCUUCUAGAAAUUUGUCCAAACCAAUCCUUGAUGGAUCUAUUGAAGAAAAGAAAGCUGCUCACAGAACCAGAAGUGAGAUUCAUGAUGGUUCAGAUCAUCGGUGGUAUUAAAUACAUGCAUAACAGAAGGGUAAUCCACAGAGACUUGAAACUUGGAAAUAUCUUCUUUGAUGCUGACAUGAACAUCAAAAUUGGUGACUUUGGUUUGGCUUCUGUCCUUAAAGGUACCAACGAACGUAGGUACACUAUCUGCGGCACCCCAAAUUACAUUGCACCAGAGGUUUUAACAGGGAAGAAAACAGGCCAUAGCUUUGAAGUUGAUAUCUGGUCUAUUGGUAUCAUGUUGUACGCUUUGUUGAUCGGUAAACCACCUUUCCAGUCCAAAGACGUUGCUCAUAUCUACGAAAGAAUUAAAAUCAAUGACUACCAUUUCCCACCUGAUAAGUAUAUUUCUGACUCUGCCAGAACACUUAUCGAACAUAUCUUGAAAACAGUUCCAGGUCUAAGACCAAGCUUGGAUGACAUGCUGUUGUACGAAUUCUUCACCACAGGGAAGUUUCCUAACAAACUCACUGUGGAGACUUUAGUUGCUGAACCCGAUUUCUCAUAUUUGACAGAGUCACAAUCUCAUAUGAACUUCCUGCAAGCCAAGCGUGAUUCAGGCUUGAUUCAAUCUUCUCACAUGACACCUGUGGAGAUCCUCAAGACAGACUUGGAGUCAGAGAAACCAAAAACCCUUCUACCACAAUCAUUGUCUCCUGGAAACACCAAGAGUAAGUACAAGGAGGUUACUGAACCUGUUCUGAAACAAAGAACUUCCGAAGAUCCUGCAAACUCAAAGCUUGGAAGGGCGAGACGUUUGGAAGACCAUGGAAUGCCAUAUAAACAGUCUCGUGGUCAUAGAAAUAAAAGUGUUUCAAAUGCAAUCUUGAGACAGGAAUGCACUAAUAUAUUGAAUGGUAUGGUGAUUUCAGAACGUCAAGCAAGAAUCAGAGCGUCGUCUAGACUGCCAGAGAUUGAGCCAAAAACCCCUAUAUUAAUCAGUAAAUGGGUCGAUUAUUCUAACAAGCACGGAUUCUCAUAUCAACUUUCUACUGACGAUAUCGGUGUUCUUUUCAACGAUGGAAAUACACUGUUACGUAUCAACCAUUCCAGUUCGUUUUGGUACAUUGUGAAUAAUCCAAACGAAGGUUGGUUAGCGCAAGAGUACAGCACGACGGAUGCUCCAGCUCAUUUACACAGACAUAUUGAGAUAACUGAGUUCUUUGCAAAGUACAUGAAGACCAACUUGUGUAAAGUGUCCAAUGAUGAUGACUCCAUAAUGGAUCAAGAUGAAAUAUUCUUAAGAAGAUACACCAGGGAUGAAAAGUAUGUGAUGUUUGAAAUGAGCAAUGGUUCAGUUCAGUUCAACUUCAAAGAUCAUCAUAAGAUUUGCAUUUCACAGACUGGUUGUACGAUCACCUAUAUCUCACCAGAUCGUGUUUGUAAAACACUGGCUCUUUCUCAGGUCUUCAGAGAAGGUGGAUUCCGUGAGAUUGUUGAAGAUAUUGGCCUAGAAGAGAAAUUAGAUAUGAUCAAAUGUGCCUUGAAAGAGAAGAUCCAUGCAUCCCUUGACUGAGAGAAAGGCAAUGUUUAUGAUUCACGUGAAAACAAAACAGGUUCACUUUAUGACCACACAAUUUACCUUAAUCCAAUCCGUACUAUAAUAUUAAUAUAUACCCAUAUACUCACCAGCUAUUCAUGCCAGUCGUG